Molecule: messenger RNA, 844 nt
Organism: Musa acuminata subsp. malaccensis (wild Malaysian banana)
Lineage: Eukaryota; Viridiplantae; Streptophyta; Magnoliopsida; Zingiberales; Musaceae
Product: NDR1/HIN1-like protein 6
Cellular component (GO): plasma membrane
Source: RefSeq, a predicted model, not a curated record
CGCCGCCGCCGCCGGGGAUGCUGCUGCAUCUGCUGCCUCUGGCUCACCCUCUUUCUCAUCGCCCUCGUCUUCCUCGCUGCCAUCGCCGCCGGCGUCCUCUACGUCCUUUACCGCCCCCAGCACCCCACCUUCUCCGUCUCCUCGCUCCGUCUUGCCGCCCUCAACCUCUCCGCCGCCGACCUCCUCACCUCCCGCCUCGAUCUCUCCGUCACCGCCCGCAACCCCAACAGGAAGCUCGUCUUCGUCUACGACGACGUCGCUAUCUCCGCCUCCUCCGGCGGGGUCACGAUAGGUGAGGGGACGAUCCCGGGCUUCGCACAGGGCACCGACAAUACCACGGUGCUCAAAACCACCGUGUCGAGCUCAGGGCGGAGCCUGGACCCGACGGAGGCGUCGGAUCUGAGAAAGAGGAAACGGUACCCCUUGGAGAUCGAGCUCGACACCAGGGCCGGGGUCAAGAUCGGAGGGUUCAAGUCGAAGCACCUCGGCAUCCGCGCUUCGUGCGACGGGAUUGAGGCGGUGGUCGCCAAGGGCAACGCCACCGCCACAACCACCGGGUCGGCCAAAUGCAAGGUGAAACUUCGAAUCAAGAUCUGGAACUGGACGAUCUAGAAACAAUUACUGGCUAUCCAGGUUAAAAGCAAGGAAAAUAAAUUAGAUUAGAAGGAAGGUAUCUAUAUUGAUUUUUUGCCCCCCUUCUCUCUCUAGUGGAGUACAGUAUUUUUUUCCCCCUUUGUAAACCUCCCUCUAUUUGAUUUGUCAGUUCCGAUGGCCUUCUUGGAUCUUAAUAUUUGUGUUCUUUGGUAUUUGGGGAUUGGAAUUCUUCGAUGAUCUAUGUUGACAA